ACCAAAUGUUGAAACGUUGACUUGUCAAACGUUCAAUAUUGGUUGGUUCAACUUAGUAUGCCAAGAAGUCUUCCCACGACUCGCCACGGACAGACCUAUUAGGUCUUCUAGCUCGACUUUAGCAUCAGGUGGCAGCUUGAAACGGCUCGGCGUUUCUGCUUGCUAUGGACAACCCUUGGGCCACAAAUUGGGAGCAGUCAAGCGAUCAACAAAAGAAACCCAUUCCAACACUGUCAUGGUCAUCUACUGUUGACGAUGAAACCCACGAUCAAGAGGAAGAUAUAGGACUUCCAUCAUGGUCCGCAAGUAAUAAUGCACAGUGGCCAGAGCCAUCUCAAACCAGCAACGCCCUCUGGACUUCUUCCAUCGAUGGCAGUGGCGCAUGGGGCUCUUCGACGUACGCAAAGAUAAACCUUUCUCGUCAGGGAAAAAUAGACGCUGUAGUCGAGUCAGAAACCGAAGAGGAAGACAUAUGUCCCGUACCCGCUGCUGCCACAGCCAGCGAAGAGGACAGCGUUGCCGCACUUGUUCUCCCGGAUGCUGCGGAGCCUCAGCUAGCGUCACCAGCAGUCGAAGUUAUUCCCCCAGUUCCUAGCGGUUUUGAAGUCGGCGCAUCCGCUAAGGAGGAAGAUGAGGAGACUGAGGACGAUGGUGAAGCAUGGGCAGAUCCAGUAACUGUCUCAACGGAUGAUGCCGAUGAGUGGGGUGCAGCUUGGGCAGAAACAUCUGUACCGGAGGUGUCUGUCAAUGUUGAGGAGCCACCAGACGAGUGGGAAGCGGCGAGACAAGAGAAAGAGAAGUUGAACCGUGCAGUGCCUCCCGAAAUUCUGGCAGCUCUCAUUCAGAAGUGCCAAGAAGUCUCUGGUGAGCUCUGGCCAGAAAUAGAGUCGGACUCAGAUGCUGUUCAGAGCAACUGGAGGUCUGGUUUUGAUGGCCUUGAGAACAUUACGGUUUUAUUAAAUGACCUAGUCCCUGAGGACAUAGUUCUGCCCCCUCCAAUACAGUUCUCACAGACAGCCACUGCGAAAGCGGUGAAUAACGCUCUCAAGCUCACGAGGCACAUGUCUUUGACACGUAAGAGCCCGAUGGCCCUCCUCCUUAGUUCCAAAGGGUCAGCAGACUGGGAGAAAUCAGUCAAAGCUAGGAAAGAUGCUACUGUGGACGAUACUCCAGUGGGGUGGCGAAUCCUAGAAAAAGACGAACGCGCUGCCAUCUCUGACGCAAAUCAAUCAAAGAAACCUGGUGGAGGGUUGCUCUCGUUCUGGAACCGCAAGGCAUCAUCGUCAAUACUUUCCACAGACGCAAGGGUAGAGAAUCCACGAUCACCGCCUAUAUCCGCGCGUUCUAGCGUCGAAAGUACGAAGCCCCCGGUGCCAGAGAGACGCGAUGUUUCUCCUGCUCGCACGCCAACUGUCUUCAUACCUUCGUCCCCAGUAGCCAGCUCAUCCACAGCUCCUGAAAUCGUGAUACCAGCGGCCACACCUGCGCCAUCAGCCGUUUCGCGCUUCCUGAACCGUUUCUCACGCGUCAAGAGUACUGGAUCUGAGCGCAAAUCUCUUGCUCUGUCCACAGACGAUCUCGACUUCCUUUCCGAUAUCGUGCCUAGUGCACAUGACCCCGACGACGACACGGACGAUGCCCAGCUGAAAGCGCUUUCGAGUCUCAUCAAUUCAAAUCCAAGACCAUUGCCUACAAAGCUUCCACCCCCACUCGCACCACCACCAAAACCUCCAUCUGUGAACACCAGCCGACCUCAUUCCGUCGCUGGUUUAAGUGGCUUGGGCAUCACUCUGGAGCCCGCGCGUGGUUCUCCACAGCCUUCUUCGGCUCGUGCUCUAUUCCUGCCGCCACCGUUGUCCCCAGUGACUGGGACAUCGUUCUCGCGUCCGCACAGCCCAGCAGUACCUCUGAAACAAUCUUCUCCACCGAUCAAUGCAUCUUUCUUUGCUUACGCAACCCUCUAACAUGCCAGCCUACGAUACCCUCGCCACCUCCACCAUCCUCGAGAACAGCACUCCCCCUUUCAGCUCCUGCCGCCGCCGAAGGCGCCUUCUACUCUCUCGAUACCACCACUCCUGCCACCACCCCCUUGUCUCACCACCGCAAACCCCACGGCCCACCGUGCAUCCCACGUCGGUAGCUACUUCUACAUCAUCCCCAAACACCGGCUGGUCAGCGACCACAUAUGACGAUGACGACGAUGACGACUCAUUCUCCGCUUUCUCCGCU
Molecule: messenger RNA, 2229 nt
Organism: Suillus paluster
Lineage: Eukaryota; Fungi; Basidiomycota; Agaricomycetes; Boletales; Suillaceae
Exons: 4
Coding region: 165-1964 (599 amino acids)
Source: RefSeq, a predicted model, not a curated record